Myotis brandtii (Brandt's bat) is the source of this 1797-nucleotide messenger RNA. RefSeq names its product myc target 1 (gene MYCT1). Lineage: Eukaryota; Metazoa; Chordata; Mammalia; Chiroptera; Vespertilionidae. The transcript is spliced from 2 exons. The coding region runs from base 1 to 711 and encodes 236 amino acids. The record is from RefSeq and is a predicted model, not a curated record. Gene Ontology annotation, cellular component: nucleoplasm.
AUGCAAGCACAAGUAUAUGAGGGGUUGUGUGGAAAUUAUUUUUCUCUUGCGGAACCACAAAGACAGAAUCAAAGUGCUUCUUUUGGCCACGCUGGCUUUUCUUUCUUUCUCUUCUUUCUCCUCUCUCUUCUAUUUCUGGUGGAUACUAUGGCUAAUAACACAACAAAUUUAGGAAGUCCGUGGCCAGAAAACUUUUGGGAGGAUCUUAUCAUGUCCUUCACAGUGUCCAUGGCUAUCGGGCUCGUGAUCGGAGGAUUUAUUUGGGGUCUGUUUGUCUGUUUGUCUCGAAGAAGAGCGAGUGCCCGCAUCUCCCAUUGGAGUUCAAGUCGGCGACCUAGGUCUUCUUAUAAUCACGGCCUCAACAGGCCUGGAUUUUACCGCCACAGUGGCUACGAACGCCGCAGCAACCUCAGCCUGGCCAGUCUCACCUUCCAGCGACAGGCUUCCCUGGAACAAGGCAAUUCGUUUCCAAGAAAAUCAAGCUUCCGGGCUUCAACGUUCCAUCCAUUUCUGCAAAGUCCACCACUUCCCGUGGAAACUGACAGUCAGGUGAUGACUCUGCCCUCUUCCCCGACCUCCCCCACCAUCCUCACCGCUCACAGCCUGAGGCGCCCUGAUUUCCACUGGUCCAGCAGCAGCCUUCCCGUGGGCCUCUCCCCACCGCCUCCGCCUACCUACGAGUCCAUCAUAAAGGCAUUCCCAGAUUUCUGACAAGGAGCUUUUGUUAACUUGGUUCUUUCUUUCCUUGUCUUUUCUCGAAAGGAAAUCAAAAAUAGACUAAACAGAAUUUUGAGGACGUGGCCCAAACGACCAAGGAGUUCCCAAACUGGAAAAUGCUCAUACAAGUUGGACAUUACAAUGUACAUUUUCUCUGAUCCCAUUUUUUCCUUAUCUCACAAAUAAGUAAUAUUUUCGCAAAUCGUUGUAUAUUUAUGUAUUUUGUAGUCAAUGUGAGGAUUUUUAAAGGUAGUGAUUCUAAUCUAGGAAUCAUCAGUAAUACAGUAUAUAUAUUUUAGACUAAAAUAAAAACAAGGUAGUUGUGGUUUACAAUCCCCAUUCACUGUCCAAUGUGAUUACUUAGGGUGAAAGAAAUCAGUGUCACUUAAAAUGUGUUCUGGCCUAAGGAAUUUUAAUUUUGCUUUCUUUGGAAUGACGAAUGAACGAUUUUACAGUCUUGGAUUUCUAAUGAAUUAUAUGGGCACAAAAUGACAGAACACAGAAGAUUCCAAAGUUCCCUGAUUCCACUCACUUAUGCAAAGUAUGGGAAUCAAGCCAAAGAAGCUGAACUCUGUGGGUGUUACAGGAUACUUCCAUUUUUAACCUUUACUUUUGUGCUUUUCCUCAGAAUAGUUUUCCACACAUCACGAAGGCAGAAUCCCUGGAUUUACUCACAUGAUAAUUUACUUUCUUCACUGUUGUAGGUAUGUUUUUAGAAAAGCAACAGCCACAAAUCCAAUUCAUUUCACCUAAAAACACACGUUAACACUGAGCUUAUAUUUUUUCUAAGGGAUAAGUUUUUUUUCUUAGAUUUAAAUCUAGCAAUAGGGAAAGCACUUUAUCUAGAGACUUUCUCCUGUAAUUUCACAAACAAAACAAAGAAGUUGGAGUCAGUGGGAACAAAGUCUGUCAUUGAAAUAGAUGUUACACCCAUGAAGAAUUCUCCUUCCUGGAUUGACUCAUCAGGCAUCAACCCUCGUUUGCAUUUCUAUGAAUUCAACUUCAGAUUCUGUGAAGAGUCUUUAUAAAUGACUAGAGGCCCGUUGCAUGGAUUCGUGCACACUGAAAGGAAAUUAAUUA